UUCUCUGUGGCAACCCCGGUGACAAAUAGUUAAAAAAUUGGGCUCCCAAAUAAUUUCGUAAAAAUAAUUAUUGUAAUUGAUCAUUUCCACCUCAAAUUUAAGUUAUAGUUGUUAAUUACGAACAAAUUUUAUUGUGUAAUAAAUAAAAGUGGUAAAUAUUUAAAUAAAUAAAUUUUUAGUGCCUCUCAACUUAAAGUGACAGCAGGUAACGAACAUCGUUUAAAAGUUACUGUAAUUCUUGUUAUCCCUUUUAAUAUUUACGAUAUAUCUCUUAAGUGUUGUUGUUUUCGGAUUUCAUUUUGAAUUGUUUUCUUGAUAAUUUAAUUUGAGAUCUGUAAUUAGAGUCCUAUAAUUGGAUAUUUGCUUACUCUGUUCCCUUGAUUUUCCAUCUUUGUUUUCUUUUACUAUUUAAAAUACAUAGUAAAAUGAAUACUCGUAACGCCAAAACGCGCCAGAUGGAGAACCAACUCCAUCUUGCGCUCCAAGAACUGAGGGCGUCCAGGGAGCAGUGUGAGCUGUUACUUAAAGAAAGGGAUGACAACGAAAAGGAAAUAAUAAGUAUAAUUUCGAAAAAUACUCAAUUGAAAAGUGAUAUGGUUAAGUUACAUAGAGACUAUACAGAUAUUUUAAAGGAAAGGGAUCAGCUCCAGAGGACAUUCGAUGAGUUUGACCAAUGCAGCAAAGAAUAUGAGGAAUCCCUCAGAUUAAUUGCUGCAUUGAAAUUACAAUUAACUGAAGCUAAUGAGCAAAUUUCAGAAUUUAAACAAAACAUUGAUAACUUGCAUGCACUUAAAACUCAGAGUCUGUUCGAGGAGCUCGUAGAAUGUAAAUUUCAUAAAACGUUGCAACCCUCCACAACAAUAGAUUUGACUGAUGAUUCUACCACAUCAAGAACAGCAGAAAGGAUUACAAGCAGCAGAAGGAAAUUAAAAAAAUAUAUAAAAAUUAAUAAAUAUAUUAGGAAAGUGCAAAAAUUAGUUAAAACUAAAAUUAAUAUUAAAAAUUAUACAAAUGUAUGUAAGGAAAAGCAAGAGUUAAUUAGUAAAAUUAAAUUAUAUUCAAUUGAGGUGGAAAACAUGAAAAAUUGUUAUGAGACUGAAAUAGAGUGUCUUAAUUCAGAAAUUUUAUCACUUCAAACCUCAUUACAAAUUAUGUCAAAUAAAUAUCAAUCUGCAGGGAAUGAGAUAAAAGAACACAUACUGGCCAUGGAUAAUCUGGUAAAGUCCUGCAAAUAUAACGAGGAACGUUUUGACUCCUUAUUAAAAUAUCAAACUGAAUAUCAGCGCUCACUGCCAGGUUCUUUAGGGACAGUGUGUGUUAAUAAUACGACAAGCAGUAAUACUUCAUUUUCUUUACCUACACUCUAUGAUAGUACCAUAACAAAGCAGAUAAAUUUAAAAAGUAAUUCAUAUAAUGAAAAAAAUAAUAUAAUUGUGUAUAGUGAUGACAUAGGCAAAAACUUGGGUAUAUCAUUGAAUAACUGUUUAAAAAGGCAACAGAUAAGUAAUUACUGCAUGCCUGGAGCAUCAUUCAGUGAUAUUAUGAAUAAAAUUUUAACUAGUAAAUUUAACCCUAAUAGUAUAUUAAUAAUUUUUGUUGGGAGAAGAGGCAAUAUGAACAAGAAUCAAUUAUUAAAAUAUAUUGAAUAUCUCAAUAACAUAAAUGUGGUUAAAGUUAUCUUGUUUACAUUGCCUUAUAUAGAGGGGUGGCCACAGGAAAAUAAACUAAGACAUAAUUUAAAUUUAAUGAUGCAUAACUUGACAUGUAACAAUAACUUAAAUUUGACAUUUAAUUGUAAGAAUAAUAAUGAUAAAUUUCAUUUAAUUCAUAUUAAUAAUUUAACUAAGAAGUUUUUGACAAGAGAUAGGUAUUACCUAUCAAAGUAUAGUUUAAGACUGGUAGCAGAUACGCUAUCUUAUUAUUUAUAUUUUAACUCAGCCAAUGAUUUGGCUACCUUGACACCUGCUUCUUUUGAGCAACAAAAUAAUUUUACAUUUGAUUUGGAACCAGUUCCAAGUAAUUUAAAUUAGAUAAUAAGACAAUAGAGGUAAUCUCUAGCAAAGAUAAUUUAAAUAGCUUAGAAUGCAACUUACCAAUACAUAAUUAUGCAAUUUUACAAAAUAAAAAUAAUAAAAACUGUAUCAACCUGGUGCAUCAAAAUAUACAAGGUAUGUUAGGCAAAGAAUUAGAAAUUGAAUUAUUUUUAAAUAGUAACAGUAUAAAUAUUUUAUGUAUUACAGAACAUUGGUUGAAAGAAUACAACUCCAUAUUUAAUUUCAGUAAUCACCAGGUGGUCAGUUCGUUCAAUAGAGAUACUAAAUUACGUGGUGGCUCCUUAAUAUUAGCUAAUAAGUCCUUAUCAUGUAAAGAACGUAAAGACAUUGUGAGCCUAUCUGUUGAGCGUACUGUAGAAAUGGCAUGUGUUGAGCUUGAGCACCUUAUUGUUGUCAGUGUUUACAGACCCCCAUGUUCAAGUUAUGAUACUUUUGAAAAAAUUAUGGAAGAAGUUUUAGUUAAGCUUAAUAAACAGAAUAAAUCUCUUGUAGUGUGUGGAGACUUUAAUAUCAAUCUCCUGGAAACUUCUUCCAUCAGUAUUAAAUUCUGUUCUUUGUUCAAAUCCUAUAAUCUUAAUAAUUUAUUCUUUGAAGCUACACGUAUUGCAGGGUGUAGUGCAACUUGUAUUGAUAAUAUUUUUACAGGUGUUGUACCAAUCAACAAAUCAAUAAUUCAAAAACUUAGUUCAGAUCACUGUGGACAACUGGUUUCGUUACCUUAUAUGCACAAAAAACAGGAUCCAGUGGCUGUGGCUACAACAUCAAAAGAAGUUGCUGACCCUAAGCCUCGCCUUAAUUUUGAAAAAACAGACACAGCUAUAGUUAAAAAUGUAGAAAAUCCAGAACCCAAUGUUGUAUAUGUGCAAGAGAUAGAUCCAACUACAGAUACAGAAGAAAGUGCCAAAAUGGUGAAAAUAACCAACAAUAAAGAUAUUAUUACUAGGGGUAUAACAAAAAUUAAAAACAGGAAACUUAGCUUGCAAAAUAGAAGAGAAGAUGUACACCAAACAAUUGUAAAAAGUAACACAGAUUUUAAAAAAAGACAACUGGAAAUGAUGGAAGAGGAACAUAAAUACAAUAUUAAAAUAGCUAACCUAAAAAUUAGAAAAUUAGAGUUACAAAUAUCUUUAUUAGAAAGUCAGAAAAACAAAAGUUAAAUAGCAGCUUAAUGCUGCUGUGUUUAUUAUGGUACUUAAUUGCUGCAAAUAUUUGUACAUCUUUUAAUAAUAAUUAAAAUAAAUAAUUAUAAUU
Messenger RNA from Parnassius mnemosyne (clouded apollo), 3305 nucleotides. Lineage: Eukaryota; Metazoa; Arthropoda; Insecta; Lepidoptera; Papilionidae. The record is from the annotation of a GenBank genome assembly.